CGGUGAUGCACUGAUGGGAAGGGUCAGCUCAUGUGCAUCAGAUCUCAUCUAAAAGACGUUUCUAAAGGCAUCAGAUCAUGCUUAAAAAAGCAUCAGAUCUUAUCCAAGUGUGGAGCUCUGUCUUCUUCUACAUGGCAGAAUAGCAGCUGUUCCAGGGACCAGGGAGGAAGGCGGUGUAGCACUCGGAACAAUCAAACACCCAGCCCCAGCGGCCAAGUGAAGAGCAGAGCAGCAAUUUCUAGGCUGAGCUGAGAGGUCUGGGACGACUGAGAAAGGAGGAUGGGCUUCUUCUUCUUCGCCUCCCGUGCUGCUGCCAGGUUCUUGGAGGAGAUCAGGCACCCCGCCGGUGUCUCCACCGCAGCGCUUCUUCUCACAGCAGCCAGUGGUGGAGGUAUUGUGGCCUAUGCUGAUUCCUCCAGGGCAGAAGAGGCUUCGGAGCCAUCAGAGCAGGUUGCCCCCAGGAAGAAGAAGGUGGUGGUUCUUGGCACUGGCUGGGCUGGCACCUCUUUCCUCAAGAACCUGGACUGCUCCCGUUAUGACGUGAAGGUCAUAUCCCCUCGCAACUACUUUGCGUUUACACCUCUGCUUCCAAGCGUCACGUGUGGGACAGUGGAGGCACGCAGCAUCGUUGAACCGAUACGGAGGAUGUUUGAGAAGAAAAAGAAAGAUGUUACAUAUUAUGAGGCUGAGUGUUUCAAGAUCGAUGCCACGAAGAAGGCUGUACACUGCCGUUCUGCUGUUGGAACUAACUUGGAUGGGAAUGGUGAUUUCUUGGUUGAUUAUGAUUACUUAGUUGUUGCUCUUGGAGCUACUGUUAAUACAUUCAACACUCCUGGUGUGAUGGAGCAUUGCUACUUUCUGAAGGAAGUGGAGGAUGCUCAGAAAAUUCGGAGGAGUGUGGUAGACUGCUUUGAAAAGGCUUCACUUCCGAACAUUAGCGAAGAGGAGAAAAGGAAGAUCCUUCAUUUUGUGAUUAUUGGUGGUGGACCUACUGGGGUUGAAUUUGCUGCUGAAUUGCACGAUUUUCUUGUCGAAGAUCUGGUGAAGAUUUAUCCUGCAAUUCAAGAAUUUGUGAAGAUAACAAUUAUUCAAUCAGGAGAACAUAUAUUGAAUAUGUUUGACCAAAGGAUAGCUGAAUUUGCUGAAACGAAGUUCCUGAGAGAUGGGAUCGAGGUGUGUACAGGAUUCAGAGUGGUGAACGUCUCUGAUGAUUUGAUUACAAUGAAGAGCAAAUCAGCUGGCAGUGAAAUAUCGGUGCCAUAUGGUAUGGCUGUUUGGUCUGCUGGUAUUGGUACCCGUCCUGUCACUGUGGACUUCAUGCAUCAAAUUGGUCAGGCUAAACGACGUUCCUUGGAAACUAACGAAUGGUUGAGAGUCCGUGAGUGUGAUAGUGUAUAUGCAAUUGGUGACUGUGCUUCAAUUAGUCAAAGGAAAAUAAUGGAGGACAUUUCAACAAUAUUUAAAAUAGCAGACAAGGACAACUCUGGCACUUUGACACUGAAAGAAAUAUAUGAUAUUCUAGAAGAUAUUUGUAUAAGAUACCCUCAAGUAGAGCUCUAUAUGAAAAGUAUGCACAUGCUUGAUAUUGCACAGCUGAUAGAAAGUGCCAUAGGUGAUUCCCACAAGGAGUCGAUGGUGGUUGACAUAGAAGAGUUCAAAAAAGCUCUGGGCCACGUGGACUCCCAAGUUAAAAGUGUUCCAGCAACGGCUCAGGUUGCUGCGCAACAAGGAUACUAUCUUGCUGACUGUUUUAACAAAAUGGAUUACUGCAAAGAUCAUCCAGAAGGUCCAUUGCGCAUGACAGGGUCAGCAGCAGGGCAUCACAAUUUCCGCCCAUUCCGAUACAAGCAUCUCGGGCAAUUCGCACCCUUGGGCGGCGAGCAAGCUGCAGCUGAGCUCCCAGGUGACUGGGUUUCCAUGGGCCACAGCACCCAGUGGCUCUGGUACUCCGUAUAUGCAAGCAAGCAAGUGAGCUGGCGCACAAGGGUGCUGGUCGUAUCCGACUGGACUCGCAGAUUCAUAUUUGGGAGGGACUCGAGUCGGAUCUAGCGCGGGAACACUCCCAACAAAACCUUUCUGUGGGCAGGGGAAUUGAUGGUACUUGAUUGUGCUCAACUUUGAGCAAGCAAAGCUGUCUCUUGUUCCUUUCCUGUCCUGCCAACGAAGCUAUCAUCCUUCCCUGCAUGUGACUGUGCAGUUUCUUUUGCUCCUGCUGGCUGCUACAUGGUUCCCUGGAUGUGAGUGAUUGUGGAGCUGAAGCAUAUCUGACACAAUGAAGGUGUCACUUGACAGCCUUGGUUUGUGCGAAUUUCAGGCGAACUUGAGGCCAAGAAAAAUGUUUCUGGUAAAUGCACACGAAAUUCAUGUAAAUUUAGAAUGCAUAUGAAAAUUAAAUGUGCAUGUCCCUACUUAUUUUCUUACUCCCUCCCGUCUCAUAUUAAGUGUCUCAAAUUUUCCCAAACAUGGGGGUAUCUAUAGCUAAAAAACGUCCAGAUACAUGUAAUAUUUUGAACCUUAAUAUGGGACGGAGGGAGUACAUGUUUAUUUACUUACUACCACCCAAACCAUUGCUAUCUUUUGGGAGUAAUCAUUUCAAACAAUCUAGAUUCUUUUCUC
This is a messenger RNA of Brachypodium distachyon (stiff brome), 2616 nucleotides long. RefSeq names its product external alternative NAD(P)H-ubiquinone oxidoreductase B1, mitochondrial. Lineage: Eukaryota; Viridiplantae; Streptophyta; Magnoliopsida; Poales; Poaceae. Bases 280 to 2049 code for a protein of 589 amino acids. The record is from RefSeq and is a predicted model, not a curated record. The transcript is spliced from 11 exons. Gene Ontology annotation, molecular function: NADH dehydrogenase activity; calcium ion binding.